GUUGUUUGCCACUUCAACCCUGCCACCUGCUCCUUCAAUUCCCUCCCCUCGCCCUGCUCCGAGCAAGAAUUUGUCUGAAAAAACCCAGCGCCGUCUGCGCCAUGGCUUCGGAGCAUGUGAUCGGAAAGCUCAGCAUCCGCGUCGUGCGGGGACAAAACCUCGUCAUCGCCGACUCGCUCACCAAAACCAGCGACCCCUACGUCGUCCUCUCCUGCGGCUCCGAGAAGGUGAAGACUAGUGUUCAGAAGAAGACUGACAAUCCUCUAUGGAAUGAAGUACUGCUGCUCCCUGUUAUAAAUCCUAUAACGCCAGUGAGACUUGAGGUUAUCGACGAGGAUAAAUUCACAAGCGAUGACAGCUUGGGAGUGGCUGAAUUCAAUGUAACAGACAUCUAUGAUGCCGCAAAGCUGGACCUGAAGCAUGCCUCUGACGGAACAAGGGUCAAAACGAUCUACCCAGUUGGCACAAACUACCUUGGUGGUGAGAGCCACGUCUCGUGGAAGAAUGGCAAGGUCGUCCAAGACUUGAUUCUGAAGCUGAAGAACGUUGAAAGUGGCUCUGUCGUGCUGCAGCUGGAGUGGGUUCACGUCCCUGGCGCUACGCUGUAAGCUGUUCCUGACUGAAUGUUAUUGCAACCUGGUUUCUUGAAGCUACAGCUAUGGUUGGUACAUGUUCCCGGCGUCACAUUUGUAAACAGUGUCUGGAUGAUCGGUUUGCAUUGUAUGAGACGGUUUGUGCGCUGUUGAUUUCACUGUGAUGUGUGCACUGUAUUUGUACUACAUCCUGAUCCUGGUGUGGUUGUGAAUUUGUGUUUGAGGCGAACAAAUAAGAAACUACACCAUUUGUGGCUGCUGUA
Molecule: messenger RNA, 856 nt
Organism: Lolium rigidum
Lineage: Eukaryota; Viridiplantae; Streptophyta; Magnoliopsida; Poales; Poaceae
Product: GTPase activating protein 1-like
Exons: 3
Coding region: 102-608 (168 amino acids)
Source: RefSeq, a predicted model, not a curated record